This is a messenger RNA of Centruroides sculpturatus (bark scorpion), 2571 nucleotides long. Its product is annotated as protein-methionine sulfoxide oxidase mical3b-like. The transcript has 12 exons. The record is from RefSeq and is a predicted model, not a curated record. Gene Ontology annotation, molecular function: actin filament binding. Gene Ontology annotation, biological process: actin filament bundle assembly. The coding region runs from base 123 to 2126 and encodes 667 amino acids. NCBI's taxonomy places the organism in Eukaryota, Metazoa, Arthropoda, Arachnida, Scorpiones, Buthidae. Gene Ontology annotation, cellular component: actin cytoskeleton; plasma membrane.
UGGUGCUAUUUAUAGACAGGGAGAAAUUUGGCAGAUCCAUCUCGGUCUCGCUAGUACAGCCUCUCCUUUCAGACAAAGUUGUUCGUUCGGGUAUCUCUUCUCUUCUUCGACCAAACAAGCAGAUGAGUAUGGCGGAGCUGGACAAAAGAACGCACAGUGUAACAACCUCGAGAGUGGAAAAGCGGUCGAAUUAUGUGUCCAAAAAAAGUACGGAAACCAGCGAAACGGAGGAUGUCAAAAGGUAUGAGGAGCGCGGGAACGCCCUGAGAAACAAUAAUUAUGAAAUGAAUGGCACGAAAGACCAUGAUAAAAUGCAAGUUGAACUGUCAGAUGAGGAGGAAGAGGAAGAAGAACAAGAUGGAAUCAAACCUUCCGUCGAUCCUAAUGAGGUGGCCAAGCGCUUCAGCCAGGCUGGAAAAGAAAAUAACACUCUCUGCAAAAUAUGUGGAAAAUUCGUUUAUCAAAUGGAAAAAGUCAAAGCGGAAAAGAACAUUUUUCACAAAUCUUGCUUCAGAUGCAAGGAGUGCAACAAAGCUUUAACAGUGGACAGCUAUUCCUCUCACGAAGGUGAUAUAUAUUGCAAACAGCAUUUCAAAUUACUUUUUCAGCCUAAAGUUAAAUUUGAAGAUGACGCAGCACCAAAGAGACCCAGGAAGCAUGAAAUGAUUAUAAGAGAAAACAUCCCAGCUGAACUACCACCCGAUGUUGUUCGCAGUAAUUCUAAAGCCGAUGAUAUAUUGGAUAAUAUAAAUUUAGAUUUAACUAAUAUAAAAUCCAGGUUUGAAUCAGGAGGGGAAGAAUAUAAGCUUCCUUCUCAUACCGAUAUGUUACGAUUACAGAGAUGUGAUAGUCUUAUGCUCAGAUUGGCUAAAUAUCAAUCUGCGAUUGCCGGAGAAAACGAAAAUGGUGAUAUACAAGAUUCUGAUAGCGAAGACGACGAAGAUAGGGACCCCUCCGUUGUUAGAGAGAGCAGAAAACGGGAAAAAGUAGCUUUUCACGAUAUGGAUAAUUUGAAAUCGCAAUGGGAAACAGGUGCGCUGGGAACUCGAGAAGAAAGAAAAGAUGAAAUCAAAGAUGAAGUUAAUCGUAUCAGACAGAGACUUUGUUUAGGAAGGUCGGAAUCUAUGAGACAGGUCUAUGAGAAGGCGUGUCAAGAUUCUGGCAGAAUGGGACCUAGAAGGAGUGAUACGAUUAAUCUAGGAAGGGAUAUCAAAGCCGGGCACAUCAAAGAGAAAUUCGAAAAGGGGGAUGUAGAAGAUAAGUACUUAGUAUUGGAAAAAGUAGAAAAAAUCCGUAAAGAAAGAGAAGAAGAUUUGAGUGUAUUUACGGAACCAGGCACAGCAACUACAGCAAGAAGUCUGUUCAAACAGAUAGACGCCAACGUUCAGACUCUUCCUCCCAUUAGAACUAACAAGUCGCCUUCUGUAGAGAGAAGUCGUUCCAGGACGUUUUCUACUCAGUCAUCUGUCGAUGGAGAAGUCGUCAAGUGCAGCGAACCAGCCGAAAAAGAAGAGAUUCAAGUUGAAACUACGGAAGUUAGCGAAAGAUUUAAGUUUUUCGAGAACUUCAAAGAGGAAAAGAAAGAAAGAAAACGAUUUCAGAUCACGCCACCUCGAGAAACCAAGAAAGAAGAAUCGCCUGAAGUAGAAAUUCCACGCGAUCCUAACGUAGUGAGAUCUGGAAGUAUCGUUGAUGAUAUACCAAUGACGGAUACAGCAAAACGCAUGUUAGACAAGUUUAAAGCGCUGGAGAAUGGAGAAGAAUCGGCUCCAAAACCCAGCGGGCCUAAACCUUUGAAGCGUAUUACACCCCCACGCGAAUUUACUCGACAAGACAAAGACAAGGAUUCUUCGCCAGAACCCGAGAGAGAUCCCUCUAUUGUAAGGUCAAGUUAUAAAGUAGAAGACGACAUAGUAGUAGAAGCGGAUAAGGCCAAACUACUUCGCGAAAAGUUCGAAAAAUGGGAAGCAGAAAUGAAAGAAUUGGAACCAGAUAGAAACGAAGAGGAUGAAUAUUUACCACAAGCUGAUACGGCCAAGAAUUUGAAGGCGAAAUUCGAAGCAAUUAAAGAAGAGGUUCUGAAGCCUAAGGAAAAGCCCAAACCAAGAGUGCGGCGCUUCAUAUAACCAUCAUCGAAAGGACUGUUACGAAAGGAGGAAGAGUUUAACCCAUUUUCAUCAACUUCGGCUUCUCGACUCCGACUGACGUGAUUUAAGAUGAAGAUCAAAGCCAACUUCGGAUUCUCAUCUAUUCGAAGAUCGAGUGAAAAAAAGAGUCUUUAGACUUUUUACUUAGAUUUUUAUUAUAUUUUAUUCUAUCGGAAGUAGAAUCAACUAAAUAGCCAAUCAUUAUUAUCAGCAUUCGGAAAAAAGCGACUUCAUUCCAGCUUUCUUCUUCAGUGAAAGGAAGUUUCGAAACAAAAUAAUGAUUGGUCCAGAAAACAAUAACGUCUGCAUUUUCUACUAACACGGUCAUCUUUCAAAGCUUUUACAUGAUAUAUAGUCAGAUCAUUUAUGUAAGAGAAGCUUCUGGUUGUAUCUUGCGUGAAAAUAAAAAUCUUGAUGGAUUUUU